Molecule: messenger RNA, 1491 nt
Organism: Gastrolobium bilobum
Lineage: Eukaryota; Viridiplantae; Streptophyta; Magnoliopsida; Fabales; Fabaceae
Product: wee1-like protein kinase
Exons: 10
Coding region: 1-1491 (496 amino acids)
Biological process (GO): protein phosphorylation
Molecular function (GO): ATP binding; protein kinase activity
Source: RefSeq, a predicted model, not a curated record
AUGAAGAGGAAAAGCCAAAAUAGGAUUGGGAAGAAGGAGAGGAGAAAGAUGAAGGGCGCGCUUUGUAACAGCACCACCAGACAGUUGCAGCUUCAGCUUGGUCAAGUCUCACUCAUUCCUCUCCAUCCUAAAUCUUCUACUUCUUCAGCCGUUUCACGCUUCCAGAACCUUCUCGAUGCCAAACCCAAUGACGCCUCUUCCUCUCGCGUUACGGUUCCCGACGACGCUGCCACCGUCGACGCUGACAGAGAUUUCAUUCUCAGUCAGGACUUCUUUUGCACCCCGGAUUACAUAACCCCAGAUAAUCAGAAUAUUUUGAAUGGCUUCAAUUGCAACAUGGAAAAUACCCCUUGCCCCAAAUCACCGGAGAAGCUGAACACUACGAAAAGCAAGAGAUGCCGUCUGGAUGCUAUCUCAGUAAACCCUCUCAGCCCUACCUUUUCUAGUGACCAUCAACAAAUUGUGGAACUUGGAAAGGAGACUAUUGCUGAGGAAGUAGCUGUUGAGAAAACAAUAUCAGCUGGUAAACUAAAGGCACAAAAUUAUAUUUCACAUUCAGCAGUUGCAUUGCGUUGUAGGGUUAUGCCUCCUCCUUGCAUUAGGAACCCCUAUUUGAAAGACGUUUCAGAAAAGGAGGCAGAUCCCUUUGGAAACCAAAGAUCAAAAUGUGCAGGCCUUUUUCCUGCAUUUACUGGUGGUGAUGGGCUUUCACGCUAUCGCACUGACUUUCACGAGAUUGAGCAAAUUGGUCAAGGGAACUUUAGUAGAGUUUUCAAAGUAUUAAAACGGAUAGAUGGUUGCUUGUAUGCUGUGAAACACAGCACCAGACAGUUAUGCCAGGAAACAGAAAGGAGAAAAGCUUUGAUGGAAGUUCAAGCUUUGGCAGCCUUAGGUUCCCAUGAGAACAUUGUGGGGUACUAUUCUUCAUGGUUUGAAAAUGAACAGCUGUACAUUCAGAUGGAGCUAUGUGAUCACAGCUUAUCCAUAAAAAACUGCUCUACAUUAUUUUCGGAAGUACUAGUGUUAGAAGCUUUAUAUCAGGUUGCCAAUGCACUGCGAUUUAUACACGAGAAGGGAAUAGCUCAUCUAGAUGUUAAACCUGAUAAUAUCUAUGUCAAGAAUGGUGUUUAUAAGCUUGGUGAUUUUGGAUGUGCAACUCUUCUUGAUAGUAGCCUGCCAAUUGAGGAGGGCGACGCCCGUUAUAUGCCACAGGAAAUCCUUAAUGAGAAUUACGAUCACCUUGAUAAGGUUGAUAUUUUCUCCUUGGGAGCCUCUAUUUAUGAACUCAUUCGCAGAUUGCCUUUGUCAGAAUCUGGAUGUCAAUUUUUUAAUCUUAAAGAGGGCAAGUUGCCACUCCUGCCUGGUCAUUCAAUGCAAUUGCAAAACUUGCUCAAGGUCAUGAUAGACCCUGAUCCGGUUAAGCGGCCUUCUGCUAAAGAAUUAGUAGAGAACCCAAUUUUUGGCAGAGCCCAAAGAACAGCCAAAAUGUGA